GCCGGGAUAGUAAUGUGUACUACCUUUCUGUUCCUUCAUGACUGAAAAUCAAAGUCAUGGGUUUUAUGAUUUACAAGAUGGGAUUGAAUGGAUAAAUAGGGCUUCUGAGGCUCCUGUAGGUUCUAAGAAAGUUGUUUCUAGUCGUUUACGACAGUUCCAAGGUUUGGCUUCACAGGAAGGCUUGACAAACGAAGCAAUUGAGUCAUUGCUGAACGUAGCUUUGUCUUUUCACACGAAAUUCGAUAAAAGCCAACUGACGAUUAUUAUAAAAAGCUUGUAUCCGAAGCAGUUAAUAUCGCACUCCAUAGCCGUCAAAAUUUUAGGCUGUUUGGAUCCUUAUGGAGUCCGUUAUGCAUAUGCAUACCAAGAGAAAUUGUUGAACUGGUUAGCUCAUGUGUAUGAAUUUUUAGAAGAUAAAGAUCGCUUUGCAAAGUUCUAUGGAGUCUUAUUUCAUUUUCUGGACUAUGUCACCCUCCGUCCUUCUCUUGUGCGUUUACUAAUUUUGACGACGAAGCACUCUUAUAUAAAGAGAUUCAGAAUUUACCAAUUGUUAUCCUUAUAUCAAAAGCCAGGAAAUGCCAAUGAUCCCUAUAUCCUCGAAUUGUUGUACACUUACAAGCAGCAUUAUCCAGAUGUCAUAAUAGGCUCGUUUCAACAAAGAAGGGCUAUGUCAUGGAAGAUGGAUGUCUUUUGGGUUGCGAGGGUUUCAGAUUUGAUUCAUUCUUCGACGGUUUCUUCACAAAGUAUGCUUCGGUUAUCUGAGAAGCGCAAAAGAGUACCAAGUUUAAUUCCGGAAUUGCUCACUAUGGAAAAUAAAAUAGAAAAUGUUUCUUUGAAUGAAGUAUUUACUAUUUCACAGCUCUCUUCUACGUUCGAAAAAGUGAAACAACCAAACCAAGUUGCAGCAGUUCUUCAUAGCUACGUUUUUUUCCUGUACUAUCGCCUCUUAAAUGAAAAUUCUUUAAUAAGCAGACUAACGGAAUGGUUAUAUGCUAGUCUUUAUCAUGGGUUACUAUUUAAUUAUGCAACUCUUGAACAACGACUUGAAUUUUUUCAUUUUUUCUAUCGACAUUUAUUAUACUCAAACAAUACCUUUCCAUUUCUUUACGAUUUUAUAAGAAAAUACUUAAUGAAGCCUUCCUUGCCUUUUAAGGAAUAUGAAGCUAUAUGUCACUUAAUGACCUGCCUGGAUGUUGCGAGGGAUGAGCAAGAAUGUGCUGAGUUUUUUAAGCAACUUAAUCUAUACACAAAAAAACUAUCUUUGAGAGAAUGUGAGAUCCAUCUGAGUUAUAUAUUUAUCUGGACAUUGCGUCUCGUCAAUAAAACAAACUCGAGACAGAGGUUGGGAUUGGCAGGUGUUCUCCUGAAUUACAUUUUCGCGCAUUUGUUUCAUUUACUAGAAACAUUUUUUUGGAAUGACAAACUUUUCCCUCCUUUAGCCCUGAUUAUGACAACCAUCUUUAAUUCAAUGAGUGAUACAAAACUUCGUGUAUGGUCAGACAUUGUCCCUAUUCAAAAAUUCAUACAAUUUCUCUUUAUGAAAAGCUUUCCUUAUGCUAUUGAGACUAGUUUUCGAUUGAUCCAGUCAGCAGAACAAAAUUUAAGAAAUCAAGGCCCAAGAGAUUUACAAGAACAUAUGAAGCUUAUACAUCAGCAAAUGAUACAAUGCUUAUUAAAUAAUUCAAAAAAAUCAGAGUUUAUCCAUGCUAUCUUUUCUGAUUUGAAUCUACAAUCAAUGGAUUAUUUUGAGUCUGUUUCUGACACAAUCUGGUCUUUAACAUCUGGUGCCCAGUUCAGUUACUAUACUUCACAAUAUUUACAAAAGAAACAGGAAGAGGACCCUACUUUCAUUCAGAUCCCUUCAAUGGGAUUAACAGAACCAAUGUAUCUAGAACUACAAAGAAAGCUUCACUUAGCACAAUCUUGGUCUUCUUUUCAAAAUGGUUUAUUUUCUUAUUUAAAAACAAAGCAUUAUAAAGCUAUUCAUCAAUCAUUGCUCUCUUUAUCCGGUCGUUGAAGGUUUUUUUAAAAAGUGUUAUGUCCUACUUCAUACAACCAAGCUACUAAUAACCCAAAAUUUUUCGUUGAGACUCAGGACGGCCAUCGUAAACAAAGCUUCCUUUC
Schizosaccharomyces cryophilus OY26 is the source of this 2124-nucleotide messenger RNA. RefSeq names its product inner centromere protein Mis6. Gene Ontology annotation, cellular component: nuclear body; cytosol; kinetochore. NCBI's taxonomy places the organism in Eukaryota, Fungi, Ascomycota, Schizosaccharomycetes, Schizosaccharomycetales, Schizosaccharomycetaceae. The record is from RefSeq and is a predicted model, not a curated record. The transcript has a single exon. Bases 38 to 2017 code for a protein of 659 amino acids.